CAUCUCCUUCUCCUCGGCGCAGCUGCAGCUGCGAGCCAGCGACUCCGACCCUCAUAAACGACGUCAGGUUCGUCACCCCCGAAAAGUUUUUACCUUUUCCUCCCGUCUCCUCGGCUCCUCCUCCUCGCUAUGCUGGCCGCCCCCACCGCGCCUCUCCAUCACUCCCCCGACGCCAUGACUCUGUAGCGGCACGCAGCACCGCAAAGCCAGCCACCAUGGGCAGGACGAGAGGCAGCAAGAGCGCCGGCGGCGUGAGGUCGUUCCCGUCGCCGGCGUCGUCGUCCUCGGCGUCGUCGUCGGAGUUCGAGUUCACGGUCACGCUGUCGCCGGCGUCCAAGCAGCGGUCGGCGGAGCAGCUGUGCCCGGCGGACGAGCUCUUCUACAAGGGCCAGCUCCUGCCGCUGCAGCUGUCGCCGCGCAUCUCCAUGGUGCGCACGCUGCUGCUGUCGUCGGCGUCCACGUCCUCCGCCUCCGCGUCCGACUCCACCUCCACGUCCAACUCCUCCCGCGACUCCAACGGCAGCACGUCGUCGUCCUUCUCCGCGGACUGCGCCGCGCUGCUGCUCCCGGACUCCGCGGCCUCGUCGUCUCGCCCCAGCUCCGCCACCGAGGAUGACCGCCACCUGCACCCACACCCGCUGUCGGCCGCCGCCGCCUUCGCGGGGCUGCCACCCGCCAGCAAGCGCACCGGGAAGCAGUACCUCUCGUCCUUCGCCACCCGCUUCUCCUCCGUCUUCCACCGUGGCGGCGCUCCGGCCGCGGCGAAGAAGCAGCCGUCCAAGUCGCUCGCCAAGGAGGUGAUCAAGAAGUACGCCAAGAAGGUGAAACCGCUCUACGAGAAGCUCUCUCAGAUCCCCAAGAACCAGAACAACGUCAACGUCGGCGUCGGUGGCGCCAACAACCAACCGCAGCAGGGGUUCAAGAAGCCGUUCACUUUCUCCAUCCGCAAGAAGAGAGGCGACGACGACCACGCCGUCGCGGCUGCGGCAGCGGUGGAGGCAGAGGUUGUUGGCGGCGGCAAGUACGCGCACUCCAACUCCUUCUCCGGGAACCUCCGGUUCCCGCGCCAGAAGCGGGCCGCGGCGAGCUGCCCGUCAUCGAUGCGGUCGUCGCCGAGCCACUCGGGUCUGCUCACCUUCGGCGGGGCCGGCGGCGUCGGCUUCCCCGACGUGCCGGCAGCGGCGGCUGCGGCCGUUGCGAGCGGCAUUGGCGUCGGUCCGCCCGUGUCGCUGUCCACGGCAUCGUCCAUGGAGGAGCUCCAGAGCGCUAUCGAGGGCGCCAUCGCGCACUGCAAGAACACGAUGGGCGGCGCCGUGUCGUUGUGCCCGCGCAAGGCGGCGGCGGCGGCGGCGGUCGCCGAUGAGAUCUGCGCCUUCUGAGCGCGCGAGCGCGCUAGGAUUCAAGCGGCGGAGAGCUAAGUAAGCAGGCUGUUUAAUCGGUAGCAGUACUUAUCUGUUGUUAUUAGUAAUUUUAAUUUCAUUCGUCUCGUUUUGGUAAGACUCUAUGAUCAUGGUCGUAAAUAAGGGUAGUUCGAAGGGGUUAAAAAUGAUAAUCCGAGCCUUUCAAUCUCUCCUUUUCCUGGGUUUGGAUUUUGCAUUGGCGCCCUCCAAUUUUUACCUCUAAUUGCAUCUACCUACCUAAAGAAAAUGUUGGGGCAACCUUACUAAUAUAUAAAUUCACCAAAAAAAAAACUGCCUCAAUUUUGAUGCUUUCAAUGCAAACAUUCCAGUUUUGAAGGAUCAUGAAAAUAUCUGCUAGAACCUGAAAAUCAGUUGCAAUGAUUAUACUUCAUCCUAAAUUUUUGAAGCAAAAUGGAGUAUGAAGUUCCAAACCUGAUGAUGGAGGGUGUUGAUGCAAAUUUCAUUUCCUAGAGAAGGGUGGUCAAAAGCUCCUUAGUUGAUUAUGCUAAGAUUUGGACUCUGAUGUGGCAGUACGUCUGAGCUAGUGGUAUCAAUUUUUUGCUGUGAUUUUGUUCGUUCCAAGACUAGAGUUUAAUACUAAGCUAAUGCUAAUAUAGUUUGGCUUUUAAAUCUGUACUUU
Molecule: messenger RNA, 2040 nt
Organism: Sorghum bicolor (sorghum)
Lineage: Eukaryota; Viridiplantae; Streptophyta; Magnoliopsida; Poales; Poaceae
Product: probable membrane-associated kinase regulator 1
Exons: 1
Coding region: 216-1379 (387 amino acids)
Cellular component (GO): plasma membrane
Molecular function (GO): kinase inhibitor activity
Source: RefSeq, a predicted model, not a curated record